This is a messenger RNA of Temnothorax curvispinosus, 1961 nucleotides long. It is a transcript of the gene beta4GalT7, whose product is annotated as beta-1,4-galactosyltransferase 7. The record is from RefSeq and is a predicted model, not a curated record. The transcript is spliced from 5 exons. Gene Ontology annotation, molecular function: xylosylprotein 4-beta-galactosyltransferase activity. NCBI's taxonomy places the organism in Eukaryota, Metazoa, Arthropoda, Insecta, Hymenoptera, Formicidae. Bases 935 to 1927 code for a protein of 330 amino acids. Gene Ontology annotation, biological process: proteoglycan biosynthetic process; carbohydrate metabolic process.
UUGGCCCAAAUAAUGGCAUACGUACAUUAUGUAUGUACAUACAUACAUGGAUUGCCGACCGCUUAUUUGUCAUAUCAGUGGCUCAAACCCGGGAAUAAAUUUUUUCAAAAUCCGGAGUUUCCGGGUCAAAUCCUACGAACAGACCUCGGCAGGAUUUCAGAACAUAUCUGGAAUCUGGAAAAUAUGCACGAGCGUGUGAACUGUGAGUGUGAGUGAGUCGGCCGCAAGGUGAUCGCGUGCAGGGUCGGUCGGAGGAAUCCGCUAUCUGUCAAAGUGUCAAAUUGCGGCGGUGAGUUUUGCCGCGAGAUGACAUAAACAGCGUGCGUUCGACGGGCGAACAACGCUGGACUGCUGGAGUCUGGAGUACGACCACGUACGACCACGACGAUGCACGAGUCGCGCACGCAGGUCGGAUUGCUACGUGAUGCUCGUGAGUUCGCGAGGGACGUGUGCACCUUGCACGGACACGACGUUCGCGAUGCGAUCCGGUCAUUCGAGCUAGUGCGACGAGAGGUACCUCGUGCCCCGACGAAGAAGCGUUGCUGAGCAGGCAGCUCAUCGUGUAUGAACUCUGGAACGAGGACACGAGAGAUUUGCGGCGUCUAUUCGGUAGCCGGUAGCCCUUCCAAAGGGGUGCGCUUCUCACAAAAUACUUUGCAAUAAUUUCACGUCGGAAUGUCCAUUCAAGCUUUCAUUGGCAAUCGCCAGCUGCAGAAAUAAUUUUAAGGAUUACGCUGUGAAUUACACCAGCUUAUUCUCUUCUUUCGUUACGAUCGAGCACUUAAAAUUCUUUAACAAUACGGAGAAGAAAACGGCUUUUCCUUUCGAGGGAGAAAGAGAUGCCACUGAAAGAUAUCUUUGGCAUUAAUUAAAACGAUACUUCUCUGUCAAUUAACACUGACAAUUUAUAUUUUAUGAAAUAAUCCUUCCAUAAAUGUUAUUCAGCAUGGAUAACAUUUGGAAAAGCACAAGGUUUAAAUAUAUCUUUGCUUGCAUCUUGAUUACCUUCGUCACAUCAUGUAUAAUCAGCAUAUCUCCCAUCAGUAUCGACGAAUGCAAGUGCGAAGCAAACGCUCAACCAAGUCAACACCUUAAGCAAGUGGCCGACGAAAUUAAUGGAUACAAAAAGAAGGCUGAGCAUCGAUUGGCCAUACUAGUGCCAUUUAGGGAUCGCUUUGAGGAAUUACUGAUAUUUGUACCACACAUACAGAAAUUCCUGGACAAGCAGAACAUAGAUUAUCAUAUAUUUGUAUUAAAUCAGGUGGACAGGUACAGAUUCAAUCGAGCAUCACUCAUAAACGUAGGCUUCCUCGAAACAGAGAAAGCGUUUGAUUAUAUUGCGAUGCACGAUGUAGAUCUGUUGCCUAUGAACGAUCAGUUAUCAUAUGCAUAUCCAAGUACAGGACCUCAUCAUAUAUCGUCGCCAGAUUUACAUCCUCGAUAUCAUUAUUUUACCUUUAUCGGUGGAAUCCUACUCAUUAAAAGGGAGCAUUUUAUACAGGUAAAUGGAAUGUCCAACAAAUAUUGGGGAUGGGGUCUUGAAGACGACGAAUUUUAUGUAAGAUUAAAAGAGGCUGGCUUAAGUGUAAGUCGGCCGCAAAAUAUAUCAACCGGAACGCAUAACACAUUUAAGCAUAUACACGAUAGAAAUCAUAGAAAGAGAGAUAUGACAAAGUGUUAUAAUCAACGAGAAGUUACUAGAAAACGAGACCGGCAAACUGGCUUGAAUAACGUCUCGUAUAAAAUACUGGAUACAAUCAAGAUGACUAUAUCAGAUACUUCCCUAACAGUGAUUAAUAUCUCCUUGCUGUGUGAUAAGUCGAGCACACCUUGGUGCGAAUGUGAGAAGCUAGUCGGAUCAAAGGAUCAAGGGAGGUCGAAAGAGAAAAAGAAGACUAACAAUAGUAAACUCGCCACUGGAUUGUAAUCUCAGUAAUAUAAUUGUUGAAGAUAUUAUAAAU